Physella acuta is the source of this 564-nucleotide messenger RNA. Its product is annotated as acanthoscurrin-1-like. The record is from RefSeq and is a predicted model, not a curated record. NCBI's taxonomy places the organism in Eukaryota, Metazoa, Mollusca, Gastropoda, Physidae.
AUGGAAACAAACCAGACGGCGAAGAUUGUGAGAGAUCUGAGGAGUGGUGUCUUAGAUAUCCUUCUAGAACUCUUCGUGGGCUGGUUUAAGGGCGAAAGUAGGAAGGAGGUGUAUGUUGGUGGGUGUUGGAAUAGUCGUUGUGGGAAUGGUGGUUGUGGGGAUGGUGGUGUGGCGAUGGUGGUUGUGGAUGUGGCGAUGGUGGAUGUUGGGAUGGUGGUUGUGAAUGGUGGUUGUGGGGAUGGUGGGUGUUGGGAUAGUCGUUAUGGGAAUGGUGGUUGUGGGGAUGGUGGUGUGGCGAUGGUGGUUGUGGAUGUGGCGAUGGUGGAUGUUGGGAUGGUGGUUGUGAAUGGUGGUUGUGGGGAUGGUGGGUGUUGGGAUAGUCGUUAUGGGAAUGGUGGUUGUGGGGAUGGUGGUGUGGCGAUGGUGGUUGUGGAUGUGGCGAUGGUGGAUGUUGGGAUGGUGGUUGUGAAUGGUGGUUGUGGGGAUGGUGGGUGUUGGGAUAGUCGUUAUGGGAAUGGUGGUAGUUGGGAUGGUGGUGUGGCGAUGGUGGCGUGGCGAUGGUGA